This is a messenger RNA of Ostreobium quekettii, 1767 nucleotides long. The record is from the annotation of a GenBank genome assembly. Lineage: Eukaryota; Viridiplantae; Chlorophyta; Ulvophyceae; Bryopsidales; Ostreobiaceae.
AUGCCGCUCAGCCAGGUGGACAUUUCUGGGAGGGCGUCCCUCGGGGGCGUGCCCGUCCAUCAUCCAAGGGCGACGGGACUUCGGCGUGUGGAUCGUCGCAGCGCAGUGGCUGUCCGUGCGGAGGCCAAGGACCUCGUUUUCGACAGUGAUGCGCGCCGCAAGCUGCAGGAGGGGAUCAACAAGGUGGCGGACGCGGUGGCUGUCACACUGGGGCCGAGAGGUCGCAACGUCGUUUUGGAGCAAGCUUACGGCAUGCCGCAGGUUAUAAAUGAUGGUGUCACGAUUGCAAGGGGAAUCGAGCUGGAAGAUGCCCUGGAGAAUGCAGGCGCCCAACUAGUCAAAGAGGUUGCAGGAAGGACAAACGAUGCUGCAGGCGAUGGUACGACCACAGCUGCUUUGCUGUCCAGAGAAAUGAUCCACUAUGGACUUCAGGCGGUAACAGCGGGGGCCAAUCCCAUCAACAUUAAGAAAGGCAUUGACAAAACGGUGGAAUUUCUCACUGAAAAGCUCAGGGAAAAUGCCAAGGCAGUGGAGGGGCGCGAUGACAUCAAGAAUGUGGCCGCAAUUUCUGCAGGAAACGAUGCAUCCAUUGGGGAGAUGAUUGCACAGGCUGUGGACAAAGUUGGUGCUGAUGGUGUCCUCUCGAUCGAGACGUCAAACACCAUGGAGACCUCUGUUGAGGUCCAGGAGGGGAUGGAAAUCGACAGGGGCUACAUCAGCCCCCAGUUCAUCACCAACAACGAACGCAUGGUUUGUGAAUUUGACAACUGUAGAGUGCUCAUCACCGACUUGAAGAUCGAAAGUGCUCGGACGUUGAUCGGCAUCCUGGAGCAGGUGAUGAAAGUAAACCAGCCAGUGUUCAUAAUAGCUGAGGACAUCACCGGUGAGGCUUUGGCCACUCUGGUCGUCAACAAAAUGAGGGGCGUGGUCAAUGUGUGUGCGAUCAAGGCACCAAGUUUUGGAGAGCGGCGAAAGUCUCUGCUUCAGGACGUUGCCAUCGUCACGGGUGCUGAGUUCAUUGCCAAGGAUCUUGGCAUGACCGUUGAGAAUGCAACCCUAGAGCAGCUGGGCACUGCCAGGAAGGUCACUGUUAAGAGCACGACAUGCACAAUUAUUGCCGAAUCGGCUUCCCGUGAGGAUAUUGAGAUGCGGCUUGGACAGCUGAAGAAGGAGCUGGCCGAGACUGAUAGUACGUACGAUACAGAGAAACUGGCAGAGCGCAUCGCCAAAUUGUCUGGAGGCGUUGCUGUCAUCAAGGUGGGUGCUGCAACAGAGACUGAACUUGAGGACAGGAAGCUGCGGGUGGAGGACGCCAAGAAUGCAACCUUUGCUGCUGUUGAAGAGGGCAUUGUACCCGGUGGUGGCGCCGCUCAUCUGCACAUUUCGGAGCUGGUGCCCAGCUUCAAGGAAACACUCGAUGAUGAGGAGGAAAAACAAGGUGCGGACAUUGUGAUGAAGUCUCUUUCCGCCCCUCUCCGGCAGCUGGCCGAGAAUGCAGGUGUCGAGGGAGAGGUCGUUGUGGACAAGGUGCUGGGCCAGCCGUUCGCCUAUGGGUAUGAUGCCAUGGACGGCCAGUACAAGAACCUUGUCGAGGCUGGCAUCAUAGACCCAGCGAAGGUGACCCUCAGUGGUCUUCGGAAUGCAGCAGGAAUUGCAGGGAUAAUGUUGACGACACAAGCUGUGCUGGUUGAGAAGAAGGGUGCAGAGAAACAGCCAGGUCCUGGCGCCAUGGGACCCGAAGGCAUGCCUGCUGGCAUGACGAUCUGA